AUGAGCACUCUCGAGCAGAAAGUUAUCAUCGUCUCCAUUUUGAUGCUGCUGGUCUGUGCCACACAGGUGGAUUCGCUGCCCAUCCCAGACGAGUGGACCGGUUUAAUACGGAGGACGAAGAGAUCGUUGCUGUGGAGAUGGAACAGCAUGAAGCCUGUCGGUGCCAGCUGUAGAGAACAUCUGGAGUGUGGAACCAAAUAUUGCAGGAGAGGUAUCUGCUCUUUCUGGCUUUCAAGCUAA
Synchiropus splendidus (mandarinfish) is the source of this 240-nucleotide messenger RNA. Its product is annotated as liver-expressed antimicrobial peptide 2. NCBI's taxonomy places the organism in Eukaryota, Metazoa, Chordata, Actinopteri, Syngnathiformes, Callionymidae. The transcript has 3 exons. The record is from RefSeq and is a predicted model, not a curated record. The coding region runs from base 1 to 240 and encodes 79 amino acids. Gene Ontology annotation, biological process: defense response to bacterium; antimicrobial humoral immune response mediated by antimicrobial peptide.